AUGUUUAACCUCAUUCCUACCGUCAUCAAGAAGCUAUGGGAAAAGUGGAACCUCAGGUUCUUCAUCCUCUUCAGCCUCUCGUUGCAGACCAUUUUAAUUCUUUGUGCACCCUUCAGAAAGCGAACGCCCAACAUAUGGAUAAUCUUCAUCGUCUGGACAUCAUACUUGCUGGCUGACUGGGCCGCUAACUUUGCAAUUGGAUUAAUCUCAAACCGCCAAGGCAACAAUCCUGGCUCCGACUAUGCUCGUGAUCUUCUGGCAUUUUGGGCUCCCUUUCUUUUGCUACACCUUGGCGGUCCAGACACCAUUACUGCGUUUGCCCUUGAAGACAACACCCUCUGGAAAAGGCACUUACUUGGCCUCAUAUUCCAGGUCAUAGCUACGCUUUAUGUUCUCAGUGAAUCAUUCCCCAAAAACAAGCUAUGGCUCCCAACAUGCCUUCUGUUUCUUGCUGGAAUCAUCAAGUAUGCCGAACGAACACGAGGUUUGUAUGGUGCCAGCUUGGACAAUUUCAAGGAAGCCAUGAUUAAAACACCUGACCCUGGACCGAAUUAUGCGAAGCUCAUGGAAGAAUACUCCUCAAAAAAAGAGGCUGAACUUCCAACUCACAUUGAACUCACAGCAGAACGCAGCAAAGAAUUUAGGACCAAGACUUACAUGAUUGAAGAAAACGAGCUGCAGAGUGAUAUUGCAGUUGUGAGACAUGCUUAUCACUUCUUUCAAAUCUUCAAGGGUCUAAUUGUCGAUCUCAUUUUCAGCUUUCAAGAACGCCAAGAGAGCCGUGAUUUUUUCCAUGACAGAAAGCCAGAAGAAGCUUUUAAAUUAAUAGCGGUCGAGCUCAACUUUUUGUAUGAAGCUCUCUUCACCAAGGCUGCCGUGGUGCAUUCUAAGCUAGGAUACAUUUUCCGGGCGAUUUCCAUCAGUGCAAUUUUCGUAGCCCUUGUUUUCUUCUAUAAAUUGGAGAAAGAGGGUUUACAUUCAUUUGAUGUUGGAGUCACCUAUACCUUGCUUUUUGGUGCCAUAGGCCUGGAUCUAAUAGCUGUUUUCAUGCUUAUAUUCUCUGAUUGGACUGUUGCUGCUUUAAAUAAGUCUCGGCAGAAAUGUUUUAUAGCCAAUAAUAUUUUUGAAAAGUACCUCAAUUUGAAGAGAUCAUCCUUGUCUACAGAAACAACAAAUGGCGGCCAAGAAAACAGUUCAAAAAUAACAAAGUGUUUGAUGUGGACUAAGAAAAUCCUAUUUUGGAGGUGGUAUGGAUCUGUCUCCAUGUUCAACUUGAUAGACUUUUCCCGCAAGGAACGUGAAAAAGUCUCCCCAACAAUUUUUGACCGCUGUGGCAGUUUCUACAUCAAAUUCCUUGAAUAUUUUGGCCUCAAGGAUCGCCGCGAUAAGAUCAAAUAUAGGUCCAGCAAGCCACUCACUGCAGAGUUAUGGAAAUUCAUCUUUGAUGAGUUAAGAGGUAAGUCCUUGCUUGCAGAUGAUCCUGAAACUGCCAAGAAAAUAGGUUCAGCCCGAGGCGACUGGGUUCUCGAGGACAGGGUUGUGCAGGAUAGUAAUUUGGUUGUCCAGGAUGGUGAUAAGGAUAAACAUAAUAAGGUGAUCAGUAAGUUGCUAUCUUAUGUUGUUGAUGUUGAGUAUGACCAGAGCAUUCUAUUGUGGCACAUUGCUACUGACUUGUGUUAUUAUGAGAAGCGCAAAAGCAAUGUUGGUGGUGAUGCUAGUCACCGUGAUGAUAGUCACCGUGGAUUUAGUAAGACUCUGUCUGAUUAUAUGUUGUAUCUCUUAGUGAUGCAGCCUACUAUGAUGUCUUCUGUAGCAGGAAUUGGACAAACAAGAUUCCGCGACACUUGUGCAGAAGCAAAGAAAUUCUUUAGCAGAAGUGAACUGGAAUCAGGGGUGGAAGAAAAAGUAGAGGUCUGUAAAGGGCUCCUUGACGUAAAUACAGACGUUCAACCUAUUGAUGUCAAAGGGGACAGGAGCAAGUCCGUAUUGUUUGACGCAUGUAUUCUGGCCAAAGAGUUGGCCAAAAUGGAGGAAAAUAAUUUAAAUAAAUGGGAACUCAUCAGUAAAGUGUGGGUGGAAUUGCUCUCAUAUAGUGCAAGUCAUUGUAGAGCAAAUAACCAUGCCCAAUUGCUGGGUAAAGGUGGAGAGCUUGUCACUUUUGUUUGGUUAUUGAUGGCUCAUUUUGGCAUCGGGGAGCAGUUCCAAAUAAACGAAGGCCAUGCAAGAGCAAAACUCAUUGUGGAAAAGUAAAUGGAUGUGUGGAAUUAAGAAAUG
Molecule: messenger RNA, 2274 nt
Organism: Prunus avium (sweet cherry)
Lineage: Eukaryota; Viridiplantae; Streptophyta; Magnoliopsida; Rosales; Rosaceae
Source: RefSeq, a predicted model, not a curated record